Messenger RNA from Diospyros lotus (date-plum), 5175 nucleotides. RefSeq lists its product as uncharacterized. Bases 295 to 4788 code for a protein of 1497 amino acids. The transcript has 9 exons. NCBI's taxonomy places the organism in Eukaryota, Viridiplantae, Streptophyta, Magnoliopsida, Ericales, Ebenaceae. The record is from RefSeq and is a predicted model, not a curated record.
AGGUGGGUGGACAUGUUAUCUUUUUCCCCCAUCUCUCUCUCUCUCCCUCCAACUGAUGAUGAAACUCCAAAACUAUAAAGAAAAUAAUACUGCACCCAUUGGAACAAAGACCAACUAGCUAACACCUCUUAAGUUCCCCCCCCCCUACAAUUCCCUCUCUCUCUCUACUUUGUUUCCAUCAUAAGAUUCAUACCCAAUUGCUCUCUUUCUCUCUCUAGAGUGCAAAUGUUGGUUUUGAUGCCAGACUGCAAUAUCUGAGAGCAAAACAAGAAGACUGCAAGGAAGGAAGAGAGAAUGUUCAGGCUACACAGGCAGAACAGGCCAUCCAAGUCAGGGGAGAGAGUUGAUUUCAAAUUCUCCAAUUUCCAGGCCAUUCAGGUACCAAAAGGAUGGGACAAGCUCUUUGUUUCCGUUGUCUCUUUAGAAACUGGAAAAAUGAUUGCAAAAUCAAGCAAAGCACCAAUGCGAAAUGGCAAUUGUCAAUGGACAGAGACUUUGUCAGAAUCUAUGUGGAUUCCACAAGAUGAUUCUGUAAAAAAGGCUCUUGAAGAGUGUAAUUUCAAGUUCAUUGUGGCCAUGGGAUCGGCAAGAUCUGGCAUCCUUGGAGAGGCUACUGUCAACAUGGCUAGCUGCUUGAGUUCAAAAGUUUCUGACCCAGUUCUGUUACCCCUAAAGAAAUGCAAUUAUGGAACAAUUUUACAAGUUAAAAUUCACUGUCUAACACCAAGAACAAAACUCAGGGCGGAGGAAUCAAAAGACUCAAGUUCUAGCAUGGAAGACCAGAAUGCUGAUCAUCAAGAUACCGAGGGCAAGUCCAAUGCAUCCGAUGAUUCAGCCAUGAGGAAUGUUGGUUCUCCCUCAAGUCAAGAUUUGGGCUCCACUUCACAUCCAGGAGAACUUCAGAGCAGGGAGACAAGUACCUCAGCAUCUGGUUCACAACACAGCUUUGACUCAGCAGAGGGUUCAAUAGGAAAGGAAAUUUUCUCUUCAAGAAGUGACUUAGAUGGUGAGAAGCACCCAGUUGGGAGACAAGAAUCUAUCAGCUCUCUGAAUGGUUCUUCUCAUGGAAAUUAUCCUGAUGAAGAUCUUUCUCAAUCCAAUCGCUCAUCCUUUAACUCGAGGGUUGUAGGUUCAGGGAAUGAUUCUCAGAAUAUUCAGCAAGAGUCUGCACAAAGUCUUUCAUGUGUUAUUCCAUCAGCAUCUCUAACAAAUGCUGGUUCUUCAAAAAACCUGCUGGAAGCUGCAGAAGAUGCAAUUGAAGAACUGCGUGCAGAAGCCAAAAUGUGGGAGAGAAAUGCACGAAAGCUAAUGCUUGAUUUGGACAUACUGAGAAAUGAAUUCUCUGAUCAGGCAAAAAAGCAAGCAGAGAAAGAUAUGGAGUUAUCAGCAACUUUUGCAGAAUGUGAUACCUUGAAGAUGGAAGUUGGACACCUGAGGCUAAUAUUGGAGGAAACAACAUUGAAGCAAACUGCUAGGGAGGAUUCACCAUCUCAAUAUGAAGGUGCAAUCCAAAUUCAGAAGGAACUGGAAAAUGAGAUAAAAUUUCAGCAAGAAUCCAACACUAAUUUGGCUAUGCAGUUGAAGAGGAGUCAAGAAGCAAAUAUCGAGCUUGUUACUGUUCUCCAAGAACUGGAAGAGACAAUAGAAAAGCAAAGGGUUGAAAUUGAGAAUCUUUCAGCUGUGCAGCUGAAAGUCAGUGAUAUGGAAAAUUCUAUCCAAGAAAAGGAGGAGGAAAACAGGAACUUAUUGCUCCAGCUGCAACAGCUGCAGGAAUCAGAGAAUGAGUUACAAGCCAAUCUGCGAUUGCUUGAAAAAUGUUUGGAAGGAAAAAGCAUUGAAGCAGAGAAUGAUGUUAGUCUGAAGACUUUGAAUAAUCAGACCCUUCUGGAUAUUGAGACAGAAUAUAAAUGUAAAUUAGCUGCCAAAGAACAAGAAAUAGCCAGUUUAGAAGCAAAACUACAGGAAUCUUUUAUAAAUAGAGAACCAGAUUAUGGAGGUAAGGGUGAUCUGAUCAGAGAAAUUGAAGCCUUGAAAGAGAAAUUGCAGGAGCUAGAAAGUGAUUGCAGUGAGCUUACCAAUGAAAACCUGGAGCUUCUGUUCAAGCUUAAGGAUUCCAAGAAGAAUUUAAGACAAAGUUGCAUGUCAUGUGAUUCUUCAUCUGGUGAGUUUCCAGAUAAAUCAUUUGCCAUUUCUGAGUCUGAGGAGAGGGAAUUUAGAUCUGGAAUUCAGGGGAAGAAUUCAGUGGCCAAGAACAAUGAGCUUGCUGUUUUUGAAACAUCAAUGCUGUUCCCUGAUUUAGUUGAACAGCUUCAAAAGGCCUUUUACCAUAUAAAGAAGCCAUGGUAUAAUAUUUCUUCUCAUGUGGAUGACGAAUUGGAAUCUGAUCUUGCUAUGAGCACAGAAACAACUUCUCCCAAAGGGUCGCCUGACUUCAUCUUGAAUUCUUUCAUUGAACUGAACAAAUUAUUGGAAGCAAGGAUUAUUCAGUGUGAAGAAGUUCUUAAACAAGAUGAACUUGAGAUAAAAGAGAGGAAUAAUCAUGUUUCGGAAGCUCAAAAAAAGCUGGAAGAUUCCAUUUUGAAAGAAAACAACCUCCGUCUGUCCAUUCAGGAACUCGAGGAUUUGAACAUGGAUCUGGAAGCCAAACUUACAGCUCUGGAAAAAGAAUUGAAUAAUAAAAGGUCUGAGAUAAAGAAGCUUGAGGAUAAUUUAUUGUUGAAGGAGGAGGAGAUUGGCUUCAUCAGACAUUAUCAGGGAGAAUUAGAAUCCCAAAUUUCUGAUCUUGGAAAAGAAAAAGGCCAGCUGGAGGAGAACAUGGACAUUGUGUUGAGAGAAAGAAACACCACAUCCAAGUGUUUGGAUGAUCUACAAAAUGAACUAAUGGUGCUAAAUAGCUCCUUGGAUUCACAUGUUUCUGCUAACAAGAUCCUUGAAAGGAAAUGUUCUGAUCUGGAAAGCCAAAAACAUGAAUUAGAACUCCACUUAGCAAAUCUGGAAGAAGAAAAAGGGCACUUGUCAGAAUGCAUAUCUGGCUUGGAGGCUCAACUGAGGGAUAUGACAGACGAAAGGGAAGCCUGCCUACUGGAAACAAAUAAAUCUAAAUCUGUAGCUACAAGGCUCCAAGAUGAGAUCAGAAGAUUGGGAACUGAGAUGGAGACAGAAAGGCUCGAACUCAAACAAAAAUUGCAGGAUAUGCAAAAUCAGAUGUCAGAAGCCCAGGGGGAGUAUGAAAAUCUGAAAAUAGAAAAUAAAAAAUUGCAAGUAUCCAUUGCCAGUCUUAUUGAAGAGUACAACACUCUUCGGAAUGCGAAUGGGCUGUUGAGGAAGCAGAAACUGGAGUUGCAGGAGCAGUUUUUGAAAAUGGAAACUGAGUUGAGGGAAUCUCAAAAUAAAUCCUCUGAUUACUCUAAAAGGAUUCAAGCCUUGGAGGAAGAUCUUUCUGCUACUUUAGAAGACUUUGCCUUGAAAGAGAGUGGAUUGACUUUAGAAUUAGAUGCCCUUCUUCAAGAAAACAGGAACCAGAAGGAAAAACUUGUUUCGGGAGAAAGUUUGUUAAAUCAGUUACAUUCGGAGAAGACGGCUGCAGUCGAUGACCUCCAAAGAGAGAUAGAACAUCUCAGCAAGCAAAUUUGUGCAAGUCAUGAUGAAAGAGAGAGAAUAGCUUCUGAAGCUGUAGAAGAAGUAUCCAUAUUGCGUAAUACUAAAGCUAAAUUGGAAAUGGCUCUUCAAGAAUCUGAAUUGAAGAUACAAGAUUUGAUGGUUGAACUUAAAACUCACCAGAAAAACCACGAGUUACGGGUGGCUGACCAUGCAAAACUGUUGAAGAAUUUGGGGAGUUAUAGGUCAAGUGAAGAGAAAUUGAAAACCACUUUGAAUGAUCUUGAACUGAAGCUUACUGUUUCAGAAUAUGAACGGCAACAAUUCAUUGAAGAAACUUCCAAUUUGAAGGUCCAAUUUCAGAAGGUAACAGAUCUUCGAGAUGAAAUUCAGGCCCUAAGAAGUGAGCUUGAUUCAUUAAAAUUUGGAAAAGAAAAACUGGAAGCUUCUCUGCAUUCAGUAUCUGAAGAAUGUGAAGAAUUGAAGGUGGAGAAGGCUGAAUUUCUUCGGCAAAUUUCAUGCUUGCAGACUAUCAUGUCUGAAUUGGAGGAUUGCAAACAUAAAAAAGUUGCUUUAGAAGAAAAACUUGUUCAGGUGGAGGGUGAUCUAUUAGCAAGAGAGGCAUUGUACGCUCAGGAUGCCGAGCUUAAAAAUGAGCUCCGUCAAAUCAAGAGACAAAACAAUCAACUUCAGUCUAAAAUGCAACAACUUGAGGAAGAAAAGGAUGUGUCGCUGCAGAGAACUCAAGCUCUUGAAAAGCAAAUUAAAUUAAUGGAGCAGCAGAAAAAGGAUGGGAUUUGGUCUACAAGUAAAAAGGGUGACAGCGAGUAUCAUUCUCGUGAUGGAAGUCCUCAUGAUAGUGGUGUAGAUCUCAUAGCAAAAGUCCAGUUGCUUGAGAAUGAGCUUGCUGAAGCCAUGGAAGCAAGUAACAAAUAUAAAAUUCAGCUUCAAAGGGUCUCAUCAGAAGGGAGAAACAACAAUGCAACUACUUCAAGGAAAUCAAUAGCCGAAGGUGAAGUAGUAGCGAAAGAAAGAUAUGAACGCACAAAAUCAUCACUAGAGACAGAACUAAGAGAUCUUCGUGAACGCUACCUAGAGAUGAGUCUUAGAUAUGCUGAAGUGGAGGCCCAGCGAGAGGAUCUUGUAAUGAAGCUCAAGGCUGCUAGGAAUGGGAAAAAAUGGUUCUCAUGAAUCUGCAAUCAUCCCAACCCAGUUUUCGCUUAGACUCAGGAAUUUUUUUAAGGAUUAUCCUGAAAAAUUGUCUCUUCAGUCUGCUGUGCCUUGAGAGUAGAGCCCGAAUAGAGAGAAGUAAUCCAAGGUGAUGUUUGAAAGGAUCAUCUUACUUUUAGUAAAGUAGACUCCUUAGCUCGAUUGCUAUGUCAUCUCGAGUAGUAAUGAACAGAAGCUGUGGAAUGUGGAAACUCUCUAUUCUGGAAUUGUAACAGAAUGAUGUGUUUUCUUGUAUAAAAAUCAUAUCCGGAAUGAUGUAUGUCUUGUUUAUAUUCAUUCAACUCGGAGCUAAAAGGGGAUGUAACAGUCAUUUAUAAUUACAAAAAUGUCAUUGCAAAUCAUUUUUAA